UUGCAGGGAGGGAGGCGCCACAGGAAGCCAUGCGUCGAGCUCAAACCCGACCAAGCAUUCCAGGGUUUCUCCGGGGCUCGCAGCCGUGGGUGCUGGUGACAUUAUGACAAGCUUGUCAGCUAUAGCCGCAGGCAUAUGAGUCCCUCACAGUCCCUCACCCGAGCUUCACCAGGCGGGAGAAGUGGGGUCGCGCCCGCGAUAAGGGGGCUCCGUACCGCAGCGACAGAACCUCAGACACUCAGGAGGCAGGAGGCCCUUGGAUUCAACCAGCCGCCCUGCCGCCUUGCCAGCUUGCCAGCUUGCCAGCUUGCACGGCCCUCGCCCUCCUCACGCCCUCUCUCUGGCAGUCUGGUCCUGCUCCACCCAUGACAGCAGAGGUCAUGCUCGAAACAAACAGAUUGGCCAGUCCCGCCAGGGGCCUGUUUCCUGGUCCCGUCGUGAUCGCUGCCCUGCUCCCUCCUCCCUCUGCCCUGGUUGCCUGGGCCCUGUCUUCGUCUCGUCUUCCCUGAUGGCGAACUGGGAUCGCAUUCGAUUGACUCGCCUCGGCGCUGAUCCCCCGAUCCAGAGGACUUGGCUUUGAUAUGAGCUCACCAAGGCAUACAUAUGGGCUCACUCCCUCCUCCCCUCUCAUGAUGGGAAGCCUUGGGUGCCGCAUCGAGUGCCUGUUUUUGACAAGCGCUACCGAGUAUCAUUGCACAAAUCCGCACCAUGGCCAGACGACACGACAACAUGGCUUCAUUGGGACCUCUGCCUGGCGCUGAGGUGGUGCGUCUGCUGGUCGGCCCGACCCAAAGGGAAUUUACAGUUCACAAGAAGCUCCUCUGUGCUUCCAGUUCCUUCUUCCGGUAUAGCCUCGAGACUGUAGACUCGGUCCCAGGCUCACCCGACAGCGACCUGUCGGUGUCUUCCGGAGAUCAGCCUGACCGCGUUCUCUGGCUUUCCGAGGAGUCCCCAGAAAUGAUGGACCUCUUCAUCCUCUGGCUGUACCGCCGCAACUCGUUCCGAUCUAUAAUGGACCAGAUGAUCUCCACCGUGGCCGUCCAGCUCACACCAGCCAACAAGGCCAAGAUCCAGGCCAGCAGACGAGCAGUUCACUGGAACAUUGUGAAGCUGCACCUGUUCGCUGCCGUCAUAAAGCUAUCCGCCCUCCAGGACAUCACCAUGGACGCCGUGCAGGACAUGUACCUUAGGUGUGACUGGGAUGUCUCUUAUUCUUUUGUCCGCCACCUCUACGAGGAGUGCUCGCGCGAGCAGUCUUUCCGCCUCCGGAAGUGGUCCGUCGCAAUGCUGGCCUGGACGCUGAGCAACGGCGGCGGCGACCCCCUGGCAUUCAACGAGCUGUUCGACGAGUUUCCAGAGCUGGGCGUCGACUACACCAAGCACGUGGAGAAGAUGGCCGACAGCAGAGCCAACGUCUGCAUCAAGAACCCACAGCUGAGAUUGCCCCGCAACAAACUCAAGAACGACGAGCGCAACUUUGGCUUCCGGCAAUGCUCUUUCCACAGCCACCGGUCCUCCGUCGGAGAGGGAAGGUGCCCCUACGCUGUGGAACAGCAUUCAGUGCUCAGCCCCAGGACGGGCGAGGGAUUCGAGGGCCCGUCGCCGCAAUCAUCUCCUGUCGAAUUGACAACCCCAUCACCGUCCAGGACUCGCCCCUCACAUCACCGGCUCAAGAGCAGCGUGUCCGCCAUCUGGACUGUACCCGAAAGUGCCGACGAGACUUGAAGUGCUCCAAGAGCCCUGGCACACUUUCAAUCCGUCUUGUUCCACCGCCACGCGGAGCCGGAAUACUUCCACUACAUCACUGCAAACGAUCUGCCCAGUAAACCACACUACGGAUCGCCUUGAAAAAGAAUCCUAGGUUCACUAUCGUCGCUGUGUUGCCAACGACACUUCGUCCUAUCCAUCUCAUCAUGCCCCACAUGCAUGUUCCUUAAUCACAGAACAAUACGUGGUGGCCAACUGCUGAGCCUGACAUGGCCAACCCGAGGCCUUCACCCUUCCAAAGGAAGUUGCACAUUCUAUCCCGCCCAUUAGGCGGUGAUCCACCAGGGCACAUGCGCAUGGUUCUCCACACCACCGCUGCUGUCUUUGCCCCCCUGUAUGCUUUGAGCAUUCUAAGCGAGCCUGACGGUUGGCCACCGGCCACCAAAGGCACUGCCAGACGGCAUCGCUAUGACGGAAUAGCUCUUGCGACAACUAUUACAUGUAUAUUCAAGUCCUCUUGUGGCUUCUUCUUCUUCUCCCCCCCCCCCUUUAGGCUAGUGCUCUGAGAGUUGCCUCUUUUAGCAAAUUUAACUACGGCGCUUUGAACAGCGUAUUCUUAA
Diaporthe batatas is the source of this 2327-nucleotide messenger RNA. RefSeq lists its product as uncharacterized. The transcript is spliced from 3 exons. Lineage: Eukaryota; Fungi; Ascomycota; Sordariomycetes; Diaporthales; Diaporthaceae. Gene Ontology annotation, molecular function: protein binding. The coding region runs from base 709 to 1725 and encodes 338 amino acids. The record is from RefSeq and is a predicted model, not a curated record.